This is a messenger RNA of Trypanosoma cruzi, 2919 nucleotides long. Its product is annotated as protein kinase, putative. NCBI's taxonomy places the organism in Eukaryota, Euglenozoa, Kinetoplastea, Trypanosomatida, Trypanosomatidae. The record is from RefSeq and is a predicted model, not a curated record. The transcript has a single exon. Bases 1 to 2919 code for a protein of 972 amino acids. Gene Ontology annotation, molecular function: ATP binding; MAP kinase kinase activity. Gene Ontology annotation, biological process: protein phosphorylation; MAPK cascade.
AUGAAGACACGAGUGCCGCGACUUUUAUUGGAGGAGUCGCUCUUUGACGAUCGUUCUCAUCUCAUCAGCAUUCAUAAUGCCGCUCCCGAGGAAAACAGCCUUCGCGCCAUGCAGCCGACGCACAUGAAUGCGGCCAUGAUGGGCGAAAAGUCCGAACGAACGGAGAAGUUGGCGGAGUUCUUUGCGCUUUCCCGCUCCCAGCAGGCUGCGGAGUUGGCCAACGCUCUCCUCCGCCAGUUUGCUUUCCGCACGUACAAAACAUCGACCCCCGACAUCGUCCCCGCAUUCAACAACGCGUUUCCGCGAACGGCACACUCUCUGACCCGCAAGUCCCUUGUUCUCGCACUGUUGGAUGAAAUGGGCCUCACGGAGGAGCGCGUGGCGUCCGCGGAGGAUGCGGAGACGGAGCAUUUUUCCUCCACAUGCAACCCGUCCCGCCGCAUGACGAGUGUUGAAAACAGCACGGUGUCCGAGUGGGAGCGCGAGGAUACCGUGCUGGAGCGGCUACUACGACACGUCCUGCGGCAGUUCCACGCGCAGCAUCCGUGCUGGUGCCAAUCCGUUAACCCCGACUCCUCCACAACCACGAGCAGCAGCACUGGCAGAAACCGCAACAGCCGGACGGUGUACCUUCGCGAGUGGAGGAAGGACCGGAAGAACUGUGACUUCGUCUCCAAUGGGUUAGACUCCAUGGCCCAUGUGGCAUCGCCGGUGGAGGAGAAAGAGCUAGACGCCAGCGCCCUCCGCAGGUUUUUUAGGGACCAUCCUACAGAGGAUGAACAAGUAUUUGUUGUCGCCAACGAACUCCUUCAGCAGCAUAUACGCACCCCACACCGAGUGCCGAUGGAAACACCCCUUUCAGGAGACGUGGUGAGUGAGAGGGAGUUCAGCAGCAGCAGUGAAUGUGUGACGCAGCCAAAUAUGAGUCGUGUCGACAGCCUGAAUGGUUCCAUCUGCGAAAACCGGAAAGAAGAUGGGGUGAAACUACCACGGGAGCGUCUCGUUCUCAUCGAGUUGCUCAAGAGUGUGCAUGAGGCAUCUAUCUCCUCGCGGGUGCUGCCGGCAAUAUUUGAAAAGACCGUUGCCUGGUCAUCAUCCAAUGCGAUGCGUGAACGUACUCUGGACACGACGGUCAGUAAUCCGACAUCCACGUAUUCCUCGGGCACGUCAUUGGAGGCUUUAUCUCGUCAAAUCGGAAGUAACACCACAUCAGGGGGUGAAAUUCAAGACGCUCAGGAAUUUUGUGGAAGGGAAAAACGACGGCGACUCCCGAGUCUCCUUUCUCUUUACCUGCAGAGCCACCUCCAGGAGAAGUCACCGUCGAUGGAAAAUGUGAACAAGCGGAUGCUAAGAAUGAGGCGGGAUAGCCCAAAGUUAACCAGUGCAUCGGUGAGUUUUCGUGAGAGUCCAAGCGCCUGUGUCUUCUCACCUGUUAUGAGCUCGGAUGCACACUGCAACAUAGGUUCUGUGACGCAUUACAAAUUCUCCUCGCCAUCUAAUAUUGUCUCUGUACGAUCAAUGGAGGGCAUGACACGGAUUGGACGUGGGUCGAGUGGAGAGUUGUUUGCCAUGCGACGCGUGGACACAGGGGAGCUUGUGGCGGUGAAGCGUAUUUACAUUACGGAUCUCUCAAGAGAGUUUGUGGAGAAUGAGCUUUCCGUGCUGAGGCGCAGUAUUGGACUCAGCGAUGAUGCUGGAGGCGGCGUAAACGGCAACAAGUCAGACGGGGCGGAAUCUGUAAAACCGCCCACUUCGCGGGAAACAUGCGACACCGAUAAGGAUGAUGACGGCAACAGUGAAGCAAAUGAUUGCCGUGCUGUCAUACGUUGCUACGAUGCUUUUUUUGAUGGUGGUUCUGCAUUUAUUGUAAUGGAGCUUAUGGACAGUGGAAGCCUUAUGGAUGCGCUAAAUGCGCGAUUUGGUCGUCCCUUCAGUGAGGAGGAAUGUCGUGCGAUUGCAUUUCAAGUGUUGCAUGGCCUACGAUACCUGCACGAAACCAUACGCCAACUCCAUCGCGAUUUGAAGCCACACAACGUUCUUCUUGACAAGCAAAAAGGUGCGGUGAAGCUUACAGACUUUGGCCUUUGCUCUGAACAGCUGCAAAGCAUGGGGUUUAAUCAAUGCGGCACGUACGUUGGCACCUUGGCAUACAUGUCCCCCAAUCGAGUGGAUCCGGCUUCUGUCUAUGGUAAGGAGAGUGACUUCUGGAGCCUCGGCAUCACGUUGAUUCAGUUGGCACUAGGGAAAUUGCCAUUUUUUCCAAACGUCUUUGUCAUUGCCGGCUUUGCUACGCAUCCACCACGUCUCACUACCGCAUUCAUGAGUGGCGAGGGAAAGGACGGUACCCGUGGCGAGAAGGAUGAGGAUUCCAUUUCCUCUUUGACCCCAUUUUCCGAGGCGUUUGAGGACUUUAUUGCCGUCCUGUUGCCCACUUCCCGUGAGAGAAAUCAUGUCAUUCCCCUGGUGCCUGCAGAGGAGGAGAAUAAUGAUUCAACACAGUCAUGCGCAUACGCUUUUUCUGAGCACUGCGGCGAUGCCUCGUCAUACUCCCCUGCUGAUGUCGAGUACGGUGCGGAUGAGGGGGAUGAGACGACGGAGAAUUUUGGAGGCGGCGUUGGUCACUGCUCCAUUGCGCCGUUUACAAGAUGGAUUUUGAGUCGGAGCUCAACGCCGGAUUCUCACACGGACGCCAUGCAGGAAUUGCCCCCACCAGCGUUGCCAGAGCCACGGGGAAUGCCGCAGGUGAAGGGCAGCGGGAACGACAACGCGAACGCCAUCCGACAGGAUGAUGCGGCGACAGAGGAGGGGCAUUUGACGGGGGAGUUGACAUCCACCGCGCUGCUGCAGCAUCCGUGGCUGCGGGGAAUGACGUGGGAGAAGAGCAGGGCGAUCAUCGCUGCGGUGUCGCUGGAGCCGUAA